Messenger RNA from Cladocopium goreaui, 2763 nucleotides. NCBI's taxonomy places the organism in Eukaryota, Dinophyceae, Suessiales, Symbiodiniaceae. The record is from the annotation of a GenBank genome assembly.
AUGAUUUGGAUCUUUCAGCUCUCUACAUCCUUUGUGUCCUUCGUGUCCGUGGGCUUUGGAAGUGACGUGGCACGCAGGGCAUGCAGGGCACGUGUUGUCAUGUCCGCAGGGACCAGUGUAGAGGACCAAUCAUUGAAGCAGCGGAUCUUGGAGUAUCUGAAAGCUACUGGCGACUGGGUUCCUUUGUCUACCAUUGUCAAAGUGUCAAAGAAGUGGGGCGCGACAAAAAAAAAGGACGUGAAUCGCUGCCUCUACGCGCUCAAAGACCAGGGCCUGGUGGAGCUCAUCACAACGGAGAACGCCAAUCCGCAGUGGAAAGCCCUGGCUCCAGGCACUGGCGGUCUCGACAAAGGAGGUGUGGAUGUAGACCCGACGGAAAAGAUCAUGGAUUAUUUCCGAAGAACUGCAGGGACUGAGAGCACUUCUUUGGCCAUUGCCAAAGCAGUGAUUGGAAAGGAUGGCACAGCAUCAAACGUCAACCGCUUCUUAUACUCACUUAAGAACAAGGGUCAAAUCGAGCUCAAAAAAAAAGAUGGAAAACCAUAUUGGAAACUUGCAGGCGUCCAAGGAGACCAAGAUGCUCCAAAAAGACAGACGCACAUUUCUCAAGUGGAUGAGGAACUCUUGGAAGAAGUUCGCAAAGCUUUGGAAGGGCAGAAGAAAUUCCGAGACUUGGCUGCCUCCUUGAAGCCGGCAGAACCUGAGGACUUUCACAGAAAGCUGGAAGAUGUGUUGGAUUUGGUUCGGAGCAAAGCCAAUGAGUGCCUUGCCAAUGGUGCCAAGGCAGCUACACUUGAACUCAUUGGCUCAGCCGCAUAUGGCGUUCAGAUCAACGGCAGUGACCGGGAUUAUGUCUUGAGGCUCAAUGAGGGUGAGUCUGGAAGAAUUUUGCCUGAAGACUGGAAUUAUUUUGCGGAGGAACUGAACCAGAGUCUGAAAGAGUCAUUUGGAAAAGACGCGUGCGUUGUUCUGGGAAAAAUUGCCAUUCAAGUCUUUGCUCCGGGCUUGCCGGAGUUGCAAUUCGUGCCCUCGAAAGGAGAUUUCGAAUAUGAGAAGGUGCCAUACUCCAACCUUGUGGCGGGGACCAAAUCCGGCUUUGGGCGCGAUAAAGUUCAUAAAAAUAUCACGGUUUUUUUUGAGUCCUACCCUGGAGCGAAAAACGCAGCAGUGGUGGCAAAGGCUCUGUUUAUCCCUGCGGUGGCUGAUCUGAACAAAGAACCGUGGAGUUUGAUUCUGACGCACAUACUAUAUCGAGAAGCUUCGCGCCGCAAGAAACGAAAAGCAAGCUGGGAUGAGGAUGAUUGGGGCGGAAAGGAUGAUUGGGGCGGAACGGAUUUGUUCCGGCUACUGAUCCGAGACCUCGGUUCCUGGCCAACGGACCCACAGGCUUCUUCGGUCGGAAUGGCGGCGAGAUGGGCCAAGAACCCGGAAAAUCCGAACGUUCUGACUGCUCUUGACACAUGGGCUGACAUCGCUAGAGAUCUUCAGGGAGGAAAAGGACCUUGCAGUCUCCUGGAAUUCAGCCGCGUGACACGGGCGGCGCACUCUGAGAAGCGUGUCAAAGAAAUGAAGAGCGCGCGAGUUGUGCGUCCUUUUGAUUUCUACAUCCAUGCUCCGGACCGUGCUGCUCCCACCACUUGUCAGCUGGCUUACAGUCGCCGCUCCACCGCGGUGUCCGCCAUGAAACGCGGGCACGAGGAUGUGGGCCAUGCGGCAGGCCCAGCCACGUGGCGGAAAAGGGAGGGCCCCAAGAUGAAGUAUUGCCUCAAGGUGUUGAUCCCGGACGUUUUUGCCAGUUUUCUUCUCCGAGACAAGGGAUCCUUAAAAGACGAACUGCAACAGGAGUCUGAGAGUCGCCUGGUCUUUAGCAACAAGGGCGACUUCUUCCCUGACACCCAGUUGAGGGUGUUGGGAGUCUAUUCAGACGUCUCCGAUGGGGUGACCAGAGCCUUAGAUCUGAUCCUAGGCAAGAUGCGUGAGCAUUGCGCCGAGGACGAGUCGGUUCGUCGUCAGCCUCCCCCGGGCUGCGAGAUGGUGGGGAAGGAGGAAGGUGAGCUGAUACUGCGCCUGGUCCUUUCAAGAGAAAUGACCGGGCUGCUGAUCGGCAGCCAGGGUGCCAACAUCAAGGAACUGCGACGGGACAGCGGCUGCAAGAUCAACAUCCGCGACGAUGCAGUGGCUGCACAUCGCCUGACGACCCUGAUGGGUUCGCCUGAGCAGCUGCAGAUGGCCCUGCAGAAGCUGGCGGAGAAUAUGAAGACCGAGGCGGAGACCGAGUCCGAGGAGUUUCAACACUAUCAACGUGUCAUCAAUUUCGGUGAAGAAGGCGCAGGUUGGGGCUACGGCAAGGGAGGCCCUGGACCUGGUCAUGGAGGUAGUGCAAAGGGCGGUGGAUAUCCUCCCCACUCGAACUUUGGGCCAAAUGUCUCAGGCGGCCUUGGAUUCUUGGGCCAGGAUUUGGAUUCCAUGCCUCCUGGAACAGCUGAGCUACCCUAUUCGAUUAGUUGCGCUUUGCCGGCGCAGUUGGUCCCUGCCCUCAUUGGUAGAUCUGGUGACUUCAUUCGGAGCAUCGAAGAACGCACUGGAGCCAAGGUGGACAUCGCGCGCGAAGGGGUCGAAGGCUACAGGAAAAUGGAGUGUAUUGGCCCAUUGGUAUGCAUCUAUGCCGCCCACAGUCUGAUGAUGCACCGUUUGCAGGUCCCAGCAGUCCAGCGCAGAUCAAGUUCCGAAGUGGUGCUGCCAUUGAGGAGCCGCAAAAAAUGA